Molecule: messenger RNA, 2901 nt
Organism: Triticum aestivum (bread wheat)
Lineage: Eukaryota; Viridiplantae; Streptophyta; Magnoliopsida; Poales; Poaceae
Product: MDIS1-interacting receptor like kinase 2
Exons: 3
Coding region: 762-2705 (647 amino acids)
Biological process (GO): protein phosphorylation
Molecular function (GO): ATP binding; protein kinase activity; protein binding
Source: RefSeq, a predicted model, not a curated record
UUCCCCACCACUCACCGUAGGAUACGCCUCUUCUUCCUCUGCGGGCUGCGGCCUCACCCAUGAGUAGCGCCGCCGGCCUCCGCAUCUCCUGCGCCGUCACCCCCUUUGUCCUUGACGCGCCACCGCGUGCGCGAGCUUCCCCGGCCGCCGCUCGAAUAGCCAAUCCAAGUCGCAUCAGCUCGACGCCUUUCGCCUUGUCCGACGACCUCCUCCCUCUGGACCGGCUCCGGGGGAUGACUUCGAAUGGGUGGGAGGCGCAGAGGUCGGAGAACUUCGAGCAGCUUUCGGUCAGUCAACGUUUGGCGCCCCACAUCACAUGGCCUACUCCUGAAGGAUUGCAGGAAGGAGGAGGAAGUAUUCGAUGAAUCUAGAGCCUGUAAGUCUUGCAUCUGGUCAAAUAUAUCUGCUACGAAUGUUCAACAUCUUGUUUCUGCUGGGCCAGCAGGCUGUACUCGUCUGUCGGUCCGUAGACUCAUCCUGUCACUGAUGAACAGUACACGCGGUGCUUCAGACUUGAGAUUCUUCUUCAGUCAAUGAUACAUACCUCUGUGAAAGUGAUAUGACUUUCUUUCGUACACGCGUUUCCUUGGGUAAUCCUGGCAAUGUGUGUAAUGCAUCGGCAGGCAGAGACGCCUCGUACACGAGUUUACACGGCAAGCCUGGCAAUCACUUCAUUUUGAACAACACACGGCAUCAGGGCAAUAUAUCCAUGUAUGUAAUGUGUGUGCUUUCGAGCUUCACCUACACUACACCUGCACACCAUGAGCCUUCUCCUAGCCUUGGAGCUUCUGCUCUCCCUGCUUGCCUUGCCACGCCUUUCUUCUACCUCAAAUUCCACUCAUCCGUCACUGGAUCGGCAGGCAGAGGCGCUUCUCCAAUGGAAAUCUAGCCUAAGCAGUUGGUCCUUUGAUUUCCUGGACUCAUGGACAAACCGAAGCAGCCCCUGUAACUGGUCCGGCGUUGCCUGCAGCAACGCCAUGCCUCCUGGCAGUGGCCGGGGUCAUCCUGCCUUAGUUGUGUGGGAGAUUUGGCUUCCGGAUUGUGGCCUUGUUGGCAGGUUGGACAGGCUCCACUUUGCAGACUUGCCUCAUCUUGUAUAUCUGAACCUUGGACACAACUCUCUCUCGGGGCCAAUCCCAUCAAGCAUUGGUGCUGUUGCUGAUCUCACUCACUUGGAUCUAUCCAACAAUGGCCUGAACGGAUCUAUCCCGACAUCGCUAGGUAAUUGUACUAAACUAAGAACACUGGCACUUGCAUCUAAUCAGAUUACCGGCCUAUUACCACCUGAGAUAGGAUAUUGCCGCUCUUUAUUGUCAUUACUUGCAUCAGACAACUUAUUGACAGGACAGAUACCACAAGAACUUGGGUAUCUUUCAAACCUAAAUGAGCUAGAUUUGAGUAGAAACAGUUUAAGUGGUACCAUCCCAGUGAUUCUUUAUAAGCUGAACUACCUUUUCAGGGUGAAUUUAUCAUAUAACAGUUUAGGUGGCAAAGUUCCAUCUUUCACUGGAUCCUGGAUCGAUCUUGACCAUAAUAAGGAUUUAUGCGAUGAUUCCUAUGGCUUAACGCCAUGUGACACACCAAACAUCGACAUGGAACACAAGAGCAGAAAACAUUCACGUAUGGUACUUCUUGCUUUUUUUGCACCCUUUUCCUUCGCUUGCCUCUCGAUAGCAAGCAUCACGGUUGUUUGUUGGAGAAAAAAGUGUGUAAAAAGUAAAAGCAAAAGAAAGUCUGGAGAUGUACUUUCUAUAUGGAAUUUCGACGGGAAGAUCGCAUUCGAAGACAUACUAACUGCAACAGAAAAUUUCGAUGAGAAAUAUUGCAUUGGCGUUGGAGGCUAUGGAACUGUAUUCAGAGUUGAGCUUGAAAGCGGGGCUGUCUUUGCUGUCAAGCUCCUGCAUUCAAUGGAAGAAUUCAGCGCCGAGGAGACAUUUCAUGCUGAGAUUGAAGUGUUGACGAAAAUCAGGCACCGAUGCAUUGUCAAGCUGUAUGGCUUCUGUUCACAUUCCCAAUGCAAAUUUCUCGUGUACGACCUUAUUGAGAGGGGAAGCUUAUCAUCCAUUUUGCACGAACAAGAGCUAGCAAAAGAGCUGAACUGGACCAACAGAAUCACUAUUGUGACGGACAUAGCUCAAGCUCUCGCCUACUUGCAUCAUGAUUGUGAUGAUCCUAUUGUACACCGAGACAUAAAAAGCAGCAACAUUCUUCUGAACCUUGAUUAUAAAGCUUAUGUCUCGGACUUCGGCAUGGCGAGGAAGCUGAAGCACGGUUGCUCAAGCUGGAGCACAAUCUUUGCAGGGACAUGUGGCUACAUAGCACCUGAAUUGUCAUCUACCAUGGUGUUGACUGAGAAAUGCGACGUGUACAGCUUCGGUGUGGUUGCGCUGGAAGUUGUGAUGGGAAAGCACCCAGGUGAUCUGCUCCUUCCGUUCUUCUGCCGAACAGAGCAGCCGGGGAAGUUCAAUGAUAUCCUGGAUCGACGCAUCGCAGCGCCGUCAACCAUCCAUGAGGAGAAGGAUGCCAUUUUGGUUGCCUUGGUGGCCUUUGCUUGUCUGCAAGUCAAUCCCAAAUCCCGGCCAACAAUGCAGCAGGUGUAUCAGGCACUGACAAAUAGAAACCGCCCAGCUUUCAUGCCCAGGCCCCUUCAUGAAAUCAGCCUGCAAGAUUUGCACGAUUACUGUGGCACCAUAAAGAAUAUAUGAAGCUAUAUAGCUAAUCUCGUGUAUAUUUGGCCUGUGUAUUUGUAUUUUUGUGUAGACUUCAAGGACAGAAGGAUGGAUAACAUCCUUUUGUAUGUUGACUUAGUAUUGUUACUAGUAAUUUCAGUAUUGAAAAUGCUAUCGUUUGGCAAAACUGUUGGAUGAAAAUAUAUGCAUUCCCUUUAUCUUGCCAUCUUCA